UCCCCGCCAUUUACAACUGCUGCCUUCCCUUCCUUGCUAUUUACUGUAUACAUCAGUCUAUAGAAUAUCAUCUAAACUUAAAUGUUAUAAUCGACGCUCAGUAGAAGUCAAGGAGAACCGCUCCUAGGUGAUAACGUGAGGAUAGUUGACGGUGGCAGUUGUGUUGGUGACGGCGUAAACCAACAAGUGACUGUCGCUGCCCCCUCGCACUACAAGCUCAGUCUCGCUCAGGCUCUCGCGGAGCUCGUCCACCUAAGCACCGUGAAUCACGCUACUGCCACGCCACCCUUCUUUGGAGUCAAGUCUUCUCACUGUCAAAACAACUGGCUGGAAGCUACCAGUUUUAAUCGUCUACUGUACAUUUUCUUCAGUAUCUGAGAACCAACUUCCCACCACUAACUUUCUUCCCCGAACCAAUAGAACACGUGUUUUGAAUAAUCACAAACGUUUGCGGCAACGAAGAGCACUGCACACCCUUCACAAAACACCUGGGUGUUAUCGCACGAAGUCCUUACCCGCACUGAGCCCUCCAGUGCACCACCACUAAAAGUACAGUACUCAAUUAAUGGAUAAGAUCUCUCGGUCCUUCUUGAGAAAGCUGUGUAUAUCAUAGAGGACCCACACACCCCCAGCGGUAGGGCAGGUCACCCCUAGCACCUCAUUCUUGAAACAUCACUCAGCAACUAUAAAAACGCUAAAGCACUGUCAAGCACUUAUCUCAGGAGCCCAUAAGCACUUACAGCAACUGGUAGUGAGCAGUCUCUCCUGUGACACUUACCAAUCACGCCACUGCCAAUCAGUCCAUAAGUGCGUGUCACUCAGGCAGCAGGUGUUGACGAGGCCCUUCGGUGCCCCGCUUGUUUACCUUAGUUUGUGUCACAUUUGUCGCCACAAUUAAUAUGGCGGCAGCCUUAGUGGCCCGCGGGCCAGUUCGCUCGCGGUCCACUGAGAUCCUAUGUGCGGGUUCCUUCAGCAUCGUGGUGGACAGCGUGGACGGCGACGUGACAGGCGGAGACGCUGACGACGCGGUGUUCGGGGAGGACGGUGGCGGCGGAGAUACCGACGCCCGCAGUGACAUCUCUAACGCCUCCAGCCGCGGCUCUAGGACCUCCAUCUCCAAGGAAGAGGCCGACGCUAAGCUUGCACUCUUCAAGACUGAGGCAGCAGCAAGACUUACAGAGCUGGAGAGACUGCUGGACGAACAUGACCAGAUUAUCCGGGAGCUGAAGCGUUCAGAGAGCGACAGUGGAUGCAUCAACUAUGCUGGUGUGACAACAGCACCUUCAUCAGCAACCACGCUAAACAUGCUACCCAUCACAAUAACUCCACCCGCUACGUCCCGCACCGCCCCAACAUCCCCACUCUGCUCCCAGCCACGCUCCUCUCAGCACCAGCCAACCUGGAAGGUUGACCCAAAGGACCUCAACUGAAAGAAGAUCCUACUUUAGCAGGACUACAAGAAUUAUUUAAGAGGGAGAUGAGGUUGAGUUUAAAAGUUGAGCAAUUUAAAUGAUAAGUCAAUUCUUACUAAAACCAAUAGAGCAGAUCAUAUGAUUCACCGUGAAACUAGUAGGGCAGGUGAUGGUGCUGGAGGCAGCAGAAUGAUCCUGAUAGACAUUAGUAAAGUAAAAUUAAAUUAUGAGACGGUUAUCUUAGAAUAUUAUAUGCCUUUAAACCUUGAAGGCACCCAUAUUACACUAUUUCAUGUUUUAAAGAUACUGAUUUUUAUCCCCCUUUGUUUUGAGAACCUUAAUUCAUCCUUAUUGUUUGUUGGUACUGGAUGACCCACCUUACUGUAUAGCUGGAAAAAGUACCCAGCUUAAGAACAACAACUGGAGAAAGGAGGGUCAGCUGCAUACCACCACACUGAAGUUGGUUUAGUCUGAAAGACUUUUAUAAUAGUGUUAAGGAAAAUAACGGACCAAGACUGGUGGGACAAAUAUGGUGCUCUGCCACUAGGAAAAAAGUUCACCGGUGGGAAAAAUCUCUUUAAUGUCUAUUUCUUUUUAGGUUUUGGAAAUAUUUAUUUUAAAUACUGUACAGUGGAAUUCAGUUAAUAUCACAGUCUCCAUGCAGCAUAAAAAUUGGACAUUAAACAAACUUGGUUUCAAAAUUUGCUGAGGUUGUGCAGUGUUAUGUACCAGUACUCAAAGAAAAUAAUCCUGUAAGGAGUGAAGAAAUUUAUAUGGCCGGCAUAUUACAAUACAUAUACUGUAUAGAUUUAUAAGUUGUCUGGUAUGUAAUGCUUAUCUUUAGUUCUUUCUUCACAAGUUCAAUCUUUAUCUUUUUGAGCUUAACAAAACUUUUCCAGUACUAUACUGUUCUUUAAAGUGUUCUGACAACAAACUUGUCUAAUAGUGAGAAGGCUUUUUCACAUGUCUCAGUCAGUUCAGACAGCUGGUAUAAAUGCUUGAUUUCAUCCACAAUCUAUGAGUUGUCAAGUGAUGUGGUGCUCUCAAGAUUCUCAUGACUUCAGUUCAAAAUAACUAUCAGUGAAGCCUGUAGAAGACCUGUUUGACUUCCAUUCAACUCAAAAAAGUUUGCUUUCUCAAAACAGUGCACUUCUGUCACUUGUGACACUGCCAAACAUCACGAGUGAGUAUCAUGUCACUUAGUAGAUCCACUUUCUUGGAUAGAACAUCAAGACCACACCACUGUGUGUCCUCAGAUGACUGGAUAUGCAGUCUAACUUUGCUGUUUGACUUUGUAGUACCUGUGACUACAGCAUAACACAAGACAUCUUCCUGGGACUUCAUAUGACCAAAUUAAACUGCCUGGCAUUUGCUAUGUGUACCAUUGAGUUAAUCAGUAACCAAUACCUUUAAAAACGAUUACUACAAGCAAAAUGUGUCACUAAGUUGCGUGAGAAGUUAAGUCAAGGUUGUACAUGUUCAGUAUAGCCAAUAUGACAAGUGGUUAUCAGAAAUUUAUGAGAGAACUGUGGCACUUAGCAAGGUGAUAUCAGGUGCAUUCCACUGUAGUUGUAUUUUGCUUAUUUCUAACAUGGUAGUUUAAAUUUUACAAUGAUACUGUGCAUUGGUUGGGUUAACAGUUACCACAUAAUUUCUUGUAUGCAUAAUUAUGCAUUACCUGAAUUACAUUCAUUACUACAAUUCAACACACAGUACCACUUAAAACCAUCACACACAUCACAUCAGCUCAUUAUUCUGAAUAGCACAACAGUAUAGCACAGAUCUUUCAAUGCAGCAUGUUGCAUAACACUACAAAAGCAAACAAUGCAUGCCAGUGAGAUGCACAAUUCAACAGAACAUCAAAACACAGAAAAUAUUACAACAUGUUGCACAAUACACUGAGCAGAUGUAUUUCACUCUCACAAAACAGUACAGAAUACUUAAUAGCACCACAAGUGGCACCAUCAAACUUACUGGCACAGCACUUCUGCAUAUUACACCUCACAGGAUUUGUUAACACUGAACAGCACCCUUUCACUGCACACCACAACAAAGCACAUUAUGUAAGACCAGUGUUCAACAAAACACUAUGCACAGCAAAAGGCUCUAUUCAGUAUCACAACUGAGGACACUGUCCAGCACCAGAGUAGGCUGUAUAGAAUCACAGCUCAGCACAAUGCACCUAACUUUGUGGAACCAUACUACACCACAAAGUAUACAGCAGAGCACACUGAGAUGCACUACAGCACAUGACAAUGUGUAGCACACUAGCAUAUUGCAUACUACAACAGUGUAGAACACUACAGCACCACAGCACAAUGAAAUGCAAGGUACUCAAGCACAUUGCACAUUACAGCAAUCUGAGUGUGCAGCACUAUAGCACAUUGCACAGAACAGUAGUAUAAGUGUGCGGCACUACAGCACAUUGCACAGGACAGAAGUAUGAGUAGGUAGCACUACAACAUACAGGGUAUUGCAAAGUAAAGUAAUAUAAAAAUGUGCAGCACAACAGCACAUUGUACAGUAUGACAAUACUGUAUUGUAUAUUACACUGAGAAACACCAAGUCACUAGGAAGCACCAAAUCACUGGGAAGCACCAGAGAAUAGCAUAGCACAGUGCACAGCAUUAAACAGUGACGUAUAAUACAAACACGACACUGUGCACCAAUUUAAUACACUUCUGCAGCACUACAGCACAUUGUCUACUACAGAAGCACAGGACACAUAAAGCACUGCAUCAUAAUGUGCAGAAUGACAGCACUGUAAAGCAGCACACAAUAGCACAAGGUACAUUCAGAGCACCUGAGCACAUUGCACUCUAUGAGCACAGCAUAUUGUGGUGCAAAACAGUACACUAGCACAGCAGAACAAUAUUCACUAAUUUUUUUAAAAUCAAAUUUACAAAGUGCAUCAGUCCAUGAGUUACUUCAUUUAAAGAGUCAAAAUUAUUUUACUUUCAUAAUAUGUACACUGUGAUUCCAUAAAGGCAAUUAUGUUAUUACAUUCAUCUUAAGUUGGACCAAUAACAUAUGAACUGGAUUAGAAAAUCCAUGAAGGUCAGGAGUUGGAUCACAACAAAACUAUUACUGAAAAGACCCCAACACAAGGCAUCCAGUAUCACAAAGUGUGCCCAACAUUAUAGCACUGAGUAACUAUUAACUUCACAAUACACAUUAUUAAAGCAUAUAGUAGCCAUCACCAUCUCAGCAUAUUUCAAAACAGUACACAUUUUCAGAACAAACUUCACCUUUACUGUACAGAGCCACAACACAUAAACCCCAACAACCUGAUAUACUUCUAACCAUGACACCAAAAGCAGCUGGAUGUUAGUACAGUACUACCAGUACAGUACAGUAUGUGCAAAACCAACAAUUGGUUAACAGAAAGCAACAAUAUCUGUUUAGAACUGCAACACAUUAUCAAGUAUAAGAGUUGUGUUACUAAAUACAAUAAAGUAUCUAUCAAGUGGAAAUCUACUUUACAAAGUUAUCUAUUGCAAAAUAUUUGAACAUUCUUAUUAUGAAAUUUAAGAAUAUAAAAUAAUUUUCUUUUAGUUAGUUUACAAAUAUUUGAAGAAACUAAUGGUAUAACAACUUGACAGAAACCACUUGGCUCCAAACUUCGGUUGACAUAUUCUUUAUUGUAACAUGAUCAAAAUAUUAUAUACCCGGUAGAUCACAAACAGUUAAGUACCACUAAAAUACUAACCUAAAGAUCCCACAAUAAGUGGACAUCAUGCAUCUGUCAGAAUUUGGCAAAAAAAUGGAAGCAUAGAAAGUCAUUAUGGCACUGUGUAAUUUAUAAACAUACCUAUACUGUACUGUACUGUACAGUAUCAAAUUUCAAGAGAGCGAAUAAAAAGCCUCGUAAUAUCUUAUCAGUAUUUUUUUUUAAUCUUUGUUUUGUACUGGGAAUUAUUUUCAAGUGGAUGCUGUUGUAGUAUAUACACUAUAUCCAUUUGCAUUCAUUUUGAGAAAAUCUCAGAAUUACAAAAUGCUUAUAGAUAUUUUACUUGUUUGUUUUGAAUGAAGGCUAUUCAGUAUGGCUAUAUGUAGAAAUUCUUCUUAACAGUACCCGGUAGUUGGUACAGUACUGCAGUUGCCCCCAGGUGUUCUACCCCUCGGUGGCCAUUCCACAGAGCGGCGGAACACUAUAUCUGUGGGCAACUGUACAUCAAUUGGUAUUCAUUCUGAAAAUAUAGGCUACAAAUAGUAGAUGAAUUAUGAUUUCUGCUCAUAUUCCAUUAAGUGAUAAGUCUGAAGCAAUACAUUUGUGCAUUAUGCAGACUCAAUUUAACUGACCCUAGAUGAUUAAGUAUUGUAUGGGGAAAUGUUAAAUUCUUUAGUGUUGCACAAAUGUGUAAGUUAAAAGUUGAAAAUAUUUUUCAUCGUUUCUAAAUUAAAAAACUGAUAUUUCUAAUUGUAACCAAUGUUUGUUUCCGCAAGAGACCCAUAAAAAUCUUAAAUCCCUCUACAGUAUAAAAUACUGUAUUGUACAUUAGUUGUUUGGCAUUGAGUAUUCAAGUGACAAGGAUCAUGUUUGUAGGAGCCUUGGGAUAAUACAACAUAGGCAGGUCUAUAAUUAUAGACCUGCCUAAGUUGUAUUUGCAUUACAUUACACUGGCUCAACUUUAUGAAGUUUGCACUACUUGAAUCUUGAAUUAAUACUUAAAACAUUUCAUGACUACCUUUAGAAUGGGUGUAAUUAAAUGGAAUGCUUUAAGAAUUUUCUUAGCAUCUAGGAAAUGUCAAAGUCCUUAUGUGUUGUAGGGUGGUGGUGGAUAUGAGUUAGAUAUAAGAAAAAACAUGAGAAACAGGAAUAUCUUUAAAGUUACCAAUGCACAAGAAAAUAUUUGAAUUUACUUUACUUGUAUGACCUCAAAGCUAAUGGUUGAGGUUUUUAUUUCUAACUUUUGUUUCUUGGAUUACUUUUUGUUUUGCCUUCAAGAAUUUAUGAACACGUAUCAUUCCAUAUUCAUUCGAAUGCUGCCAACGUUUAAUUUAUUUGUUCUCUAUUCUUUAUCAUACUAUUUUAUUUACUUCAAUUAUCUACUUUUAUUCCAACAAGGAUAAGUCUUUGUUAAGGAAUUCCUCCUUAGGCUCCUUUGCACUAGGAUAUAUAAACUCCUAAUAAUAUGUAGCAUGAACUAAACAAAUGAUGUUAAAUAGCUAGUGCACACAGUAUCCAUAUUCAUGUCUAAUGAUUACAAAAUAUAAUCAUAUGAUCAAAGUGAAAUACUGUACAAUGAUGGAAACUAUUGUGAAUCAUCAUUGACUAUUUAUGUAUCUGUGAUGGAGUGAACCAAUUAUAUAUAAAGUGCAGUAUAUGACUUGUUGAACAUUUUAGUCUUUGACUCAGCCCACAGUGGUCAGGAUAUUAAAUAAGUACAAGGUGUGUACAGUAUUCCAUUCUGUAUGUGAGUUUUACAAACCCUAAGUUAAAGUUAUUUAUUUUAAAAUAUAAGUGACAAGAGUUACUUCUCUUAUGACUUGAGGAUUGUUAACUUUUUCUACAAUAGAAAAAACCAAAGUUAUGGAACCCAUUUUAUGAUCAUGCCACAUUCACCUACUUUUACCUGUGGGUGGAUAAUUUAUAGUUGCAGGCUAAUUUGCAGCAAUAAGGAACUGCUUGCUUGUAGUCAUACCAAAAAAUCUUAUUCCUUAAAAAUCAACCUAGUUUCUUUGCUUUUACAUAGGCAAUAUAAUACAUGAAUGGUAUACCUUCAGCAUGUUUAAUUUUUCCAAUGAGUAACAAUAAUUGGUGCUAGAUGUAAGACUGUACAUAUAUGAGAUCACACAGGACCAAGGAAACUACAGACAUUAUUAGAAAUAUCCAGAUAAAACUAGAAUAUAGUAAAAGAAUAUUGUUUAAAAAACUUGGUACCACUGUUGGGUUGAGCUGAAGACAUAAGGGUACUGCUAGAACCUCAAGAAGUGGUCUAAGUUUGUAUAACAAAACUAAUUCUAUAUUAGUUUUAUUGUGUUUUAGAAACUAGAUAUAUGAUGAGUUUGGCAUAUCAAUAGCUGUGGUAGCCUGUAUGAAGCUGGUGAUAGCUGAUAGUCUUAUGCAUGUGAGGAGUUCAUGUUCCCAUGCAGUCUGUCGUCAUGUACAGGUGUGUUUAUGUACUCUAGAUGUUGCAGGCAUAUGUACAGGGCCUAUGAUUGGUGAUAGUCCCUAUUACAGCCUUCAUAUUCUUGUUUACAUCAAAAUAUCAUAUAUGGUUUUUAUCCCUCAUGUUUCUUACAUGUAUGAGAGUUGUAUACCCAAAAACAUGUUUUAAUGGGGUUUCUAUGUCCUGUGAAUAUCAUUUUGACACCUGGAGGACUCAUAUAUCCUUUCAUACAAUUGUGACAAACUGCAGACUCAAAUUCCUACUUUAAAUCUAUUAUCAUUUUAGGAAUUGUAUUCCUAUACAUAAUUUUAAGAGAACUUACAAAUUGAUAUUUGCCAUUACAAAAGCAAUGAAUAAGAUUCCUGUUGGUGCAGUUAUGACAUAGGAAUUAACUUCCCUUUGCUUAUAUUUUUGAAAUUUGGGAUUCGCAUUAUCCUAUUUUUCAUUUAUUUUGAAUAUUUGACUGCACAUCCCCUUUGACAAGGUUGCUGUAUGUGUCUUGCUUAUAAGAUCUAAAGACAGGGAACUAAGACUGUAAUUCAUAUGGUCUUGUUGUAUAAAUGGUAUGAUAAGAAAAGAAUUCAAGUAAUCUUAUGCAUUAUCAUUAAAUACUGUUUGUAUAUCUGCUAUGGCAGCUAAAUCUUGUUAAUUAAAAAAUUAGUAAAAAUUUGAAACGUCAACAAAAUACGUAAAAUACAGAAAAGAGAAAUGUUUGUAGAAUGGUAACUUGUUUAUUCUUCACUAAGGGGUGUGCAUUAACAAGCUUUAGCAGUAUAAACAUAUAUUUCACUUGAGUUUAGGUAAUGUAGUACAGUGCUAUACUGUAUAGUACAGUAUGUAUAUGAAAAUUUGGUUUGGUCUGCUAUAGACAACAAUUUAACCUUAAGUUAGCAUGUUAUUCAUGUAUGUAUUUCCAUUUAGUUUAGAUCUUCCAAGUGAAAGAUAUAUAUGUAUAAAAUGUAAAUUAAUAAAAUUGUACUUACAUUA
Molecule: messenger RNA, 8512 nt
Organism: Homarus americanus (American lobster)
Lineage: Eukaryota; Metazoa; Arthropoda; Malacostraca; Decapoda; Nephropidae
Exons: 2
Coding region: 900-1430 (176 amino acids)
Source: RefSeq, a predicted model, not a curated record